Molecule: messenger RNA, 2922 nt
Organism: Knipowitschia caucasica
Lineage: Eukaryota; Metazoa; Chordata; Actinopteri; Gobiiformes; Gobiidae
Source: the annotation of a GenBank genome assembly
AUGUUUUUAGUGGUAGGGGAAACCGGAGCACCUGGAGGAAACCUACACAUACACAGGGAGCGCCACCUACUACAGACACCACCUCCUACAGACACCACCUCCUACAGACACCACCACCUCCUACAGACACCACCUCCUACAGACACCACCUCCUACAGACACCACCUCCUACAGACACCACCACCUCCUACAGACACCACCUCCUACAGACACCACCUCCUACAGACACCACCUCCUGCAGACACCACCACCUCCUACAGACACCACCUCCUACAGACACCACCUCCUGCAGACACCACCUCCUACAGACACCACCUCUUACACACACCACCACCUACACCACUCCUACAGACACCACCCCUACAGACACCACCUCCUACAGACACCACCUCCUACAGACCACCUCUACAGACACCACCUCCUACAGACACCACCUCCUACAGACACCACCUCCUACAGACUCCACCUCCUACAGACACCACCUCCUACAGACACCACCACCUCCUACAGACACCACCUCCUACAGACCACUCACAGCCCCUCCUACAGACACCACCUCCUACAGACACCACCUCCUACAGACACCACCUCCUACAGACACCACCUCCUACAGACACCACCUCCUACAGACACCACCUCCUACAGACACCACCUCCUACAGACACCACCUCCUACAGACACCACCUCCUACAGACACCACCUCCUACAGACACCACCUCCUACACCACCUCCUACAGACACACCACCCCUACAGACCCACUCCUACAGACACCACCUCCUACAGACACCACCUCCUACAGACACCACCUCCUACAGACCCACCUCCUCACCACCUCCUACAGCACACCUCCUCACAGACCCACCUCCUACAGACACCACCUCCUACAGACACCACCUCCUACAGACACCACCUCCUACAGACACCACCUCCUACAGACCCACCUCCUACAGACACCACCUCCUACAGACUCCACCUCCUACAGACACUCACCACCUCCUACAGACACCACCACCUCUACAGACACCACCUCCUACAGACACCACCUCCUACAGACUCCACCUCCUACAGACACCACCACCUCCUACAGACACCACCACCUCCUACAGACACCACCACCUCCUACAGACACCACCUCCUACAGACACCACCUCCUACAGACACCACCACCUCCUACAGACACCACCUCCUACAGACACCACCACCUCCUGCAGACAACACCAUCUCCUACAGACUCCACCAUCUCCUACAGACACCACCACAUCCUGCAGACACCACCACCUCCUGCAGACACCACCACCUCCUACAGACACCACCAUCUCCUACAGACUUCACCAUCUCCUACAGACUUCACCAUCUCCUACAGACAUCACCACCUCCUGCAGACUCCACCAUCUCCUACAGACACCACCACCUCCUACAGACACCACCUCCUACAGACACCACCACCUCCUACAGACUCCACCUCCUACAGACUCCACCUCCUACAGACACCACCACCUCCUACAGACAUCACCACCUCCUACAGACACCACCACCUUCUACAGACACCACCACCUCCUACAGACACCACCUCCUACAGACUCCACCUCCUACAGACACCACCACCUAUAGACACCACCUCCUACAGACACCACCUCCUGCAGACACCACCUCCUACAGACACCACCUCCUACAGACACCACCUCCUACAGACACCACCACCUCCUACAGACACCAUCACCUCCUACAGACACCACCUCCUACAGACACCACCUCCUACAUACACCACCUCCUCCUACAGACCCCACCUCCUACAGACACCACCACCUCCUACAGACACCACCUCCUACAGACUCCACCAUCUCCUACAGACACCACCACCUCCUACAGACACCACCUCCUACAGACAGCACCACCUCCUACAGACUCCACCAUCUCCUACAGACAUCACCACCUCCUGCAGACACCACCACCUCCUACAGACACCACCAUCUCCUACAGACUCCACCAUCUCCUACAGACACCACCUCCUCCUGCAGACACCACCACCUCCUGCAGACACCACCACCUCCUACAGACACCACCAUCUCCUACAGACUCCACCAUCUCCUACAGACUCCACCAUCUCCUACAGACACCACCACCUCCUGCAGACUCCACCAUCUCCUACAGACACCACCACCUCCUACAGACACCACCUCCUACAGACACCACCACCUCCUACAGACUCCACCAUCUCCUACAGACACCACCACCUCCUGCAGACACCACCACCUCCUGCAGACACCACCACCUCCUACAGACUCCACCAUCUCCUACAGACAGCACCACCUCCUGCAGACUCCACCAUCUCCUACAGACACCACCACCUCCUACAGACACCACCACCUCCUACAGACACCACCUCCUACAGACUCCACCUCCUACAGACACCACCACCUACAGACACCACCUCCUACAGACACCACCUCCUGCAGACACCACCUCCUACAGACACCACCUCCUACAGACACCACCUCCUACAGACACCACCACCUCCCACAGACACCAUCACCUCCUACAGACACCACCUCCUACAGACACCACCUCCUACAUACACCACCUCCUCCUACAGACACCACCAUCUCCUACAGACUCCACCAUCUCCUACAGACAUCACCACCUCCUGCAGACACCACCACCUCCUGCAGACAUCACCACCUCCUACAGACACCACCAUCUCCUACAGACUCCACCAUCUCCUACAGACACCACCACCUCCUGCAGACUCCACCAUCUCCUACAGACACCACCACCUCCUGCAGACACCACCACCUCCUGCAGACGCCGAACGCCGGGCCUUGAAUUUACGGCUCUCUCUCUGCGCUCCGCACUUCAUAAAGCGCGACAGCAUAUCAUAUCUGGGACCGGCUCAUCUCCAGAGGGAGGGGGGUGGAGGGUGA